Messenger RNA from Grosmannia clavigera kw1407, 1767 nucleotides. RefSeq names its product mRNA splicing protein. The record is from RefSeq and is a predicted model, not a curated record. Gene Ontology annotation, cellular component: U1 snRNP; commitment complex; U2-type prespliceosome. Gene Ontology annotation, molecular function: protein binding. The transcript has 4 exons. Lineage: Eukaryota; Fungi; Ascomycota; Sordariomycetes; Ophiostomatales; Ophiostomataceae. Gene Ontology annotation, biological process: mRNA 5'-splice site recognition; RNA processing. Bases 1 to 1767 code for a protein of 588 amino acids.
AUGGCCGACUACAACUAUGGAGGAACGAAGGAGGAAAACGCGGAUAUCGGACGGCUUAACGCAGAAGCGGAGGCCGACACGGACAGUUUCGAAAACUGGGAAAAGCUGAUUCGUGCCUGCGAGGCACUGGAUGGGGGCCUGAAUCGAAACUCGAGCCCGCAAGCCUUGGCAACCAUGCGCGACUCAUACGACCGGUUUCUUCUGAAAUUUCCACUCCUAUUUGGUUAUUGGAAGAAGUAUGCCGACUUCGAGUUCAAUAUAUCUGGACCGGAGGAAGCUGAGAUGGUCUACGAGCGCGGCUGUGCCAGCAUCACGAACUCGGUGGACUUGUGGACAGAGUUUUGUUCCUUCAAGAUGGAAACCACACAUGUUCCUCAGGCCGUGAGAGAGUUGUUCGAACGAGCUGCAAACCAUGUCGGACUUGACUUCCUGGCCCAUCCCUUUUGGGACAGGUACAUCGAGUACGAGGAUCGUCUCGAGGCCACCGACAAUAUCUUUACUAUUCUCAAACGGAUCAUCAAAAUUCCCAUGCACCAGUACGCUCGGUAUUUCGAACGCUUCCGGCAGCUGGCCCAAUCGCGCCCUGUCACGGAGCUCGUUUCUGCCGAGGCACUAUCCCGCAUUCGAGCUGAACUCGACGCCGAGGCGGCACAGUAUGGGGCUGCCAAGUCUGAAGCUGAGCUUGAGUCUGAAAUCCGCGCCAAGAUCGAUGCCAUCUACUACGAGGACUUUACCACGACGCAGGCAGAGACGAACAAGCGGUGGACGUUCGAAGCCGAGAUCAAGCGGCCCGGCUUCCGUGACGCCAAGCAGGAGCACCCGCAGCUGGCCAACUGGCGCAAGUACUUGGAUUUUGAGGAAGCAGAGGGCGACUAUGCGCGUACCGUGUUUCUGUACGAGCGCUGCCUGGUGACUUGUGCUUUCUACGAGGAGUUCUGGUUUCGCUACACACGGUGGAUGGAAGCCCAGCCCGGAAAAGACGAGGACACGCAAAUGGUCUAUCUGCGGGCGUCAACGUUUUUUGUGCCGGUCAGUCGGCCAGGCAUCCGGCUGCAGUUCGCUUACUUUGAAGAGAGCUGUGGCCGCAUCGAUGUAGCACGAGACGUGCAUGCCGCCAUACUUGCGAGACUGCCGAGCAGUGUCGAGGUGAUCCUGUCAUGGGCCAACCUGGAGCGGCGCCAAGGCGGCCUGGACGCAGCAAUCGACGUUCUUAAGCAGCAUAUUGAUCUCCCUGAAGUGGACCUGUACACCAAGGCAGCGCUUGUUACGGAGUGGGCAUACCUCUUAUGGAAGGUGAAGGGCUCAGCGGACGAUGCACGCACGGUGUUUGAAAAGAACGUGCAGUGGUAUGCCGACAGUCGGCAGUUCUGGUGGAAGUGGAUCGAUUUUGAGCUUGCACAGCCGGGCAGCAAUGAUGCGCAAGCACAGCAUGCUGAGCGGGUCGCGGCCGUCUUCAAAGAGAUGCGGUCACAUAGUCGUCUGUCUCAAACGACGAAGAGAGAGCUAUGUCAGGUCUACCUGACGUAUCUGCAGCAGAGGGGCGGCAAAGACGCCAUGAAGCUGUUCCUAUCCAUUGAUAGAGAAAUGUUUGGUCCUGCCUCUAUCUCGUUCUUUACUAAACACAAGGAUGCGGCAAAGGAGGGCGAUGUGCCAGUCGUCGACCUAGACGAGGCGACGCUCCAGAAAGCCGAGGCCAGAUACCUCAACUACUACGAGCUGUUUGGCGAGCCCAACUCUGCGGCUCAAGGGCCUGCAUCUUUCAACUGA